Molecule: messenger RNA, 3061 nt
Organism: Solanum dulcamara
Lineage: Eukaryota; Viridiplantae; Streptophyta; Magnoliopsida; Solanales; Solanaceae
Product: pentatricopeptide repeat-containing protein At5g59600
Exons: 1
Coding region: 193-1785 (530 amino acids)
Biological process (GO): RNA modification
Molecular function (GO): RNA binding; protein binding
Source: RefSeq, a predicted model, not a curated record
AUAUUUUUAAGUCAAAAGGUCGAAGAUAGAGAAUAGUUUUAUACCAAUUCAAAUAAUUGAGGGACAUUUUAAGCCUUCUCCAAAGAAACAAUUUUGUCCUUAUUUACCAUCAGCUAAUCCAAACAAGCUCCCAAGUACUCUUUUCUCUCUCAAAAUGCUUAAAUUGACAAGGAAUUUCUAGUUAUCCAAAGCAUGAGAGAAAUGGUCAUAGGCACCAAAGCAAACGACUUAUACACAAAACUUGUCGAAACCUAUACUCAAAAUGGCGCUUUGCAAUUAGGCAAAGCAUUACAUGCACACUUAAUCAUCAAUGGAUUGGCUCAAAAAACCCAUUUUGCUUCAAAGCUUAUUGCUUUUUAUGCAGAAUGUAAACAUUUAUCCCAUGCACGUAAACUGUUCGAUAAAAUUCCCCAAUCAGAUAUUCGUCGCUGGAUUGUUCUCAUCGGGGCAUAUGCUCGUCGUGGGUUUUACGAGGAAGCAAUGAGUGUUUUCUAUGAAAUGCAAAGGGAAGGAAAGAACCCGAAUAAGUUUGUUCUUCCUAGUGUCCUAAAAGUGUGUGGACGGUUCAAUGAUUUUCGAACAGGGGAGGUACUGCACGGUGUGAUUCUGAAGAAUAAGUUUGAAUUUGAUUCGUAUGUGGUUAGUGCAUUGGUAGAUAUGUAUUCAAAGUGUGGUAGAGUUGAGAAGGCGAAAAGGGUGUUUUAUGGUACUGUGGAUAAAGAUUUGGUUGCGUUGAAUGCUUUGGUUUCGGGUUGUGUUCAACAAGGGAUCGUUAAAGAAGCAUUUGAUUUGGUUGAGGAAAUGAAAGUUCAAGGUAUGAAGCCUAAUGUGGUGACAUACAAUACUCUGAUUGCAGGGUUUUCGCAAGAAGAUGAUCGGGGUAUGGUUUGUAAAGUUGUUGAAUUGAUGCACGAUGAUGGACUUAAGCUAGAUGUAGUUUCUUGGACUAGUAUUGUUUCCGGGCUUGUGCAGAAUUUUCAUAACAAGGAAGCUUUUGAUACGUUUAAGCGAAUGGUGGAUGAUGGGAUGUGUCCAAGUUCAGCUACAAUCGGUAGCAUAUUGCCUGCUUGUGCAACUGUGGUAGAUUUGAUGCGUGGGAAGGAGAUACAUGGUUAUGCGAUAGUGAUGGGGUUCGAGAAGGAUGUAUAUGUAAAAAGUGCUCUCAUUGACAUGUAUGCAAAAUGUGGAUUUAUAUCUGAAGCAAAGCACUUGUUUUCUAAGACGCGUGACAGGAAUACAGUAACCUGGAACUCGAUGAUUUUUGGCUACGCGAAUCAUGGGUACUGCAGCGAAGCAAUUGAAUUAUUCAAUCAAAUGUUAAGAGAGGAAGAUAGGAAACCAGAUCACUUGACUUUCACAGCAGCUCUCACUGCUUGUAGUCAUGCUGGACUUGUGCAGUAUGGAGAAAGUUUGUUCAAACUGAUGCAGGAAAAGUAUGUGAUUAAGCCAAGAUUGGAGCAUUUCGCAUGUAUGGUGGAUCUUUUAGGGAGAGCAGGGAAACUCGAUGAGGCUUACAAUUUGAUUCAGAGCAUGUCAAUUGAACCAGAUUUAUUUGUUUGGGGAGCGUUAUUAGGAGCAUGUAGGCAGCACGGAAACAUGGAUAUAGCAGCGGUUGCAGCUGAAAAAUUGGCUAAACUUGAACCUGAGAGCGCUGGAAGUAGUGUGUUGCUAUCAAGUUUAUAUGCUGAUGCGAGUAAGUGGGUAAAUGUCGCGAAGGUAAAAAGGGUGAUCAAGAAGAAGAAACUGAAAAAGGUUCCUGGCUGUAGUUGGGUAGAAGUUACAUAAGUUUUCAGAUGACUUAGAGAAGCUGAAAAUCAGAUUAUGUUGCCAUGGGAAAUACCUGGUUUAAAUCGAAGUAAGAUACAAAAACUCAGCAAAUUUGGUAAACAGCUUAAAGAGGCAAAAGGUAUACCUGAAGCAAAUGUCAUCAUUCAAAUUUUGUUGCAUGCUGGUUCAAGACGUUGAGAGCACAUAGGUAGACCGUAUGCUCAGGGAUGAAGGCGCGCCUCAAGGGGGAGGUGUAGAGAAAUCCAAUGGUUGUUUUUGCUCCCUAGUCUCAACAACACAACCAAAUGGAAAAUGCACCAUUCAACAAAGAGGCAACCAGUUCUUUAUUGAACAAGGUCUAGAAUCAAGGUGAUCACAACCUAGUGUAUGCAAGAUUUGGGAGCUGAGUUGAGUCAUUACCAUACUGAGUACCAGCUCGGUUUCCAAGGACGCUACUAAGUGCUGGAAAUGAAACAGUUUGUCAAGGAAAUGAAAGAAGAUACAGAUAGGCAAAGCAUUAGAGAGUCACAUGCACUUUGGGUCCUCAAAGGCUUGUCCAGACAAAGAGCACGCCAAAGGAUACUCACUUGUGUCUCUCGGAUGAAAAGCUAGUAUUUUCAUGCUGCAUUCAGUUCGGUGCACUAAGCUCCUGCUAUGCACAGGGGUUCGGGUAAGGGCCAGACCACAAGUGUCUAUUGUACACAACUUUAUCUUGCAUUUCGCUAGAGGUCAUUUCCACUGCUCAAACUCGUGAGGAACAACUUUCUUUACCAGCUACAUCAAGGUUUUCCUUCCUCAACUUUAGGCCUAAAGCCUUGUAAAUAAAUUGCAUAAUACGUGUACUAGGAUUUGAGAAAUUAAUAUUAGUUUGUUCUAGGGGAAGAGGGACGGUAAAGUUAUUUACAUGAGUGGAAACCUGUGUUUUGGAUACAGGUUUUAACAGAAUGAAAUUAUUAAUCUAUAUGCUUUUUUAACAAAACACACACUCCCCACACUCUCAAAUAAUAUACUGUAAUUACUUAAAAUGCUACUACUACAUAUCUCAUCCAGUCACCAGAGUAUAGGGAAACAAGUUAAAAUGAGAUAAGAAAGUUCAGUGUUUCCGUGAAACAAUUUCCAACAAUAUUACUAAGAGCAUUUUACAGAAGGAACUUCUCAUAAGAAAUGACUUCCAUCAUAUCAAACACGCUUGAAUAGAAAAGGACAGCAAGAAGAUCACAACAUAAACGAGUAGAAAAUCGAUCAAACCAGUGAUUCCAAGAAGUUACAAAAAACAGGGCGUUUGAUCCUUGUG